UCUAAGAUAUGGCGUCUUCCGUGGCGUCCCUCGUUAUUGCUAUCUUAGUUGUUGCUCUAAGCGUGCCAUCGUCAAUUGCUAGAGAGUAUCGUUACGCUCCUUGGCUACCACCUCCUACGUAUAAGUGGCGGCCAAUUUAUCGCUCUCCUCCAUCACCUGUGUAUUACUCUCCUCCUCCACCGGUUUAUCAUUCUCCUCCGCCACCUGUCUAUAAAUCUCCUCCACCACCUGUGUAUUACUCUCCUCCUCCACCGGUGUACCAUUCUCCUCCACCUCCUGUCUACAACUCUCCACCACCGCCUAUUUAUAAAUCUCCUCCUCCUCCUGUGUACUACUCUCCUCCUCCACCCGUGUAUCAUUCUCCUCCACCUCCUGUCUACAAAUCCCCUCCCCCACCUGUGUAUCCCUCUCCUCCACCUCCUGUGUACAAGUCUCCCCCACCACCAGUCUACUAUUCUCCUCCGCCACCGGUCUAUUCCUCUCCUCCACCUCCUGUCUACAAGUCUCCUCCGCCACCAGUCUACUAUUCUCCUCCGCCACCGGUCUAUCACUCUCCUCCACCUCCCGUGUACAAGUCUCCUCCACCACCAGUCUACUAUUCUCCUCCGCCACCAGUCUAUCACUCUCCUCCACCUCCUGUCUACAAGUCUCCUCCACCACCGGUCUAUCACUCUCCUCCACCUCCCAUGUACAAGUCUCCUCCACCACCAGUCUACUAUUCUCCUCCACCACCGGUCUAUCACUCUCCUCCACCUCCCGUAUACCAUUCUCCUCCGCCACCAGUCUACCAUUCUCCUCCUCCACCAGUCUAUUCGUCUCCUCCACCUCCCUAUUACUCUUCUCCUCCGCCUCCAGUCUAUAAAUCUCCUCCUCCGCCCGUCUAUUCGUCUCCACCGCCUCCCGUGUACUACUCUCCUCCUCCAGUAGUCUACCCAUCUCCUCCACCGCCUGUCUACAAAUCUCCACCUCCCCCAGUCUACCCGUCUCCUCCACCUCCUGUGUACUACUCUCCUCCUCCACCUGUCUAUAAAUCUCCUCCUCCACCGGUUUAUUCGUCUCCUCCACCUCCUGUGUACUACUCUCCUCCUCCGCCGGUCUACUCGUCUCCUCCACCUCCUGUGUACUACUCUCCGCCUCCACCUGUCUAUAAAUCUCCUCCUCCUCCUGUCUACUCGUCUCCCCCGCCACCUGUGUACUACUCUCCUCCUCCACCUGUCUAUAAAUCACCUCCUCCGCCUGUCUACUCGUCUCCCCCGCCGCCUGUGUACUACUCUCCUCCUCCACCUGUCUAUAAAUCACCCCCUCCACCAGUCUACUUGUCUCCUCCACCGCCUGUGUACUACUCUACUCCACCGCCUGUCUAUAAAUCUCCUCCUCCGCCAGUCUAUUCGUCUCCUCCACCUCCUGUGUACUACUCUCCUCCACCUCCCGUGUACUACUCUCCUCCACCACCUGUCUAUAAAUCUCCUCCUCCGCCAGUCUACUCGUCUCCUCCACCUCCUGUGUACUACUCUCCUCCACCUGUCUACCCAUCUCCUCCACCUCCCGUGUAUUACUCUCCUCCACCACCUGUCUAUAAAUCUCCACCACCGCCAGUCUACCCAUCUCCUCCACCUCCUGUGUAUUACUUUCCUCCACCACCUGUCUAUAAAUCUCCCCCUCCACCAGUCUACUCGUCUCCACCUCCUGUAUACUAUUCUCCUCCUCCACCUCCUCCAGUGUACUCGUCUCCUCCUCCACCUGUCUAUAAAUCUCCUCCUCCUCCAGUCUACUCGUCUCCUCCACCCCCUGUGUACUACUCUCCUCCUCCACCUGUCUAUAAAUCUCCCCCUCCCCCAGUCUACUCGUCUCCUCCACCUCCUGUGUACUACUCUCCUCCACCACCCGUCUACAAAUAUCUUCCACCACCCGUCUACUCGUCUCCUCCACCUCCCGUCUAUAAGUAUCUUCCACCACCCGUCUACAAAUAUCUUCCACCACCCGUUUACUCGUCUCCUCCCGUCUAUAAAUAUCUUCCACCACCCGUCUACUACUCUUCACCACCAACAAAGUACAUUUACAAUUCACCUCCGCCACCUUUGUACUUUUAGGUUAACAUACGUACUCUAAUCCUAAGUAAGGGGAUAGCCAAAUGAAGAUCAUGAUCGAUGUUAUACAAAGAAGAAGGCCUUUUAAUUUGUUUGUUGAUUGCAUCUAUGAUACUUUUAAUUGUUUCUACACAUCUUGUUUUUCGAAUACUAUUGAUCAAUAAAAUUAAAGCUUUUAUGU
Molecule: messenger RNA, 2268 nt
Organism: Cucurbita moschata (crookneck pumpkin)
Lineage: Eukaryota; Viridiplantae; Streptophyta; Magnoliopsida; Cucurbitales; Cucurbitaceae
Product: extensin-1-like
Exons: 2
Coding region: 9-2090 (693 amino acids)
Source: RefSeq, a predicted model, not a curated record